Molecule: messenger RNA, 1832 nt
Organism: Polyodon spathula (Mississippi paddlefish)
Lineage: Eukaryota; Metazoa; Chordata; Actinopteri; Acipenseriformes; Polyodontidae
Product: pleckstrin-2-like
Exons: 3
Coding region: 398-709 (103 amino acids)
Biological process (GO): actin cytoskeleton organization
Cellular component (GO): plasma membrane
Source: RefSeq, a predicted model, not a curated record
UGUACGGGAACUUUGGUGGGAUCUGCAAUCUCUGAACUAAUCUUCUCUGUUCAAUAAUAAACUAACGUUGCUGAAGACCUUGAUCAUGGCGAAUAAACAGUUAGGGCAGGUAUGUGACGGGCGAGUACACAACGGAUUACUGUAUAUCUAAAAUACACAGUGAUAAUAAUUCUAAACACAAACCAUGGCCUGAAAUAGAUUUGGAUACAUGUAACAGUGAUUAGCAUGAACUGUUUUUUCUAAAGCCCAUUUUGAUUAAUUGCAUCAACCUUUCUCAACAGAUUUUUAAAUAACUCUAUAAAACCACUAUCUCACACAUGUAUAUUUUAUAUAUAACAUAGCCAGAAAACAAUUCUAACAGUACCUGAAUUCUGUGUAACAUCCAAAUAUUUUAUUAAUGCUGUUGUUACCCCAGGGACACAACAGAAAAAGCUGGAAGGUUCGGCUGUUCGUUCUGAGGGCAGAGCCUGGUUACCUGCAUUACUAUGAUCCCUCCCGCGACGACCAUCGACCAGUCGGAGGAUUUCCACUGCGGGGCUGUCUCGUCUCGGCACUCGAAGACAACGGAGUUCACUCUGGAGUGAAGGGGAAGCUGCAAGGCAAUCUGUUCAAAAUAAUAACUCAGAACGACAUCCACUACUACAUCCAAGCCACCUCCAAGGAAGAGAGGCUGGAAUGGAUCAACACCCUCAAGCAGCUGACGUGUUAGCAGGACGAGAAGAUGAGUGUGUAAGGAGCAGUAUUGUGUGAUGGUAAAAAGUAACUUGUUAUGGAUGUGAAAUAUCCCAGUAAUCAUAACUAGAUUCACUUUGUGUCGUUUUCUGUUUCUGUCAUCGCAUUCUGGCCUUUACUUGCCUAUAUGUCUUGCUGGUGUUGUCUGAUGUAUUUCUUAAAUCCAUUGCAGGCUAGAUGUUGAAGGGGGCAGGUUAAUGGUUACACUGUGGUGUACCAAAGGCACUUGGAGAUUAGACGUGCAUUCAUAUAGGAGUGAUGUGAUAGUUAAGACUGAGAGCAGCCCUGUUGCUAGCCUCGCUUUCUUUAAGGAAUACAGCCCAGUAUCUCCAAUAACUGCAGCUGGAAUCAGGAUUACUUCUUGGUAUCUGCCCUGAUUAUUUCGCUAUGCAUUCUAUGAGUGUAUAAUUAAUGUGUAAUGCUCACACUGAAUGAGCAGCUGUAGAAAGUUUAAUAACAUAUUUACACAUAUACAGAAUAUACUCAUUUUAUAGUCCAUGUUUUGUUUUGUAUUGUCUCUCUGUACACUGUCCUAUGAACCAGUGGUUGUAGUUCAUAUUGUAUCCACCGUCAAAUGCUUUUAGUGUCGCUUCAAUGGGGCCGAGCAGAAAUAGUGACAAUGAAAGCUGACUUCAUAAGUUGAUAAACCUGCUAAAACAUAUUUUACUGUGUGAAACUCCACGUACAGUACUGUUGUGAUCACAAUACUGUAUUUAUUAUUCAAUGUUCUAGCAUGAUGAACAUUGUAACACCACACAUGGCAGAACAUUUCAAUAAACACCUUUAACCUGCAACUACAUGUGAGCUCUCCAGUUGUGGGCUUGCAUUUCUCCAAGUCAUAACAAGUGGCGUGGAAAUCACUGAUAGAUACUGAUAUUAUCAGGAGUGUGAUUAUAAUCAAGUCAUAUGGAGCUGGUGCCUAUUGACUCCUAUUAUAUUAUCAUUCUUCUGUCAAUAUGUAGAUAAGCAGAAAAGGACAAUCAUAACUGGAUUCAUUUUAAACAGGUUUGACUGUAUAUGUGGUCAUUGUAUAUAUUUUGUUGUAACAGAUUUCUCUGUUUGUUUUGUAUUACAUUAUAUGCACCUUUCCACAAAAAUAA